This is a messenger RNA of Diplodia corticola, 414 nucleotides long. RefSeq lists its product as uncharacterized. The transcript has a single exon. Lineage: Eukaryota; Fungi; Ascomycota; Dothideomycetes; Botryosphaeriales; Botryosphaeriaceae. Bases 1 to 414 code for a protein of 137 amino acids. The record is from RefSeq and is a predicted model, not a curated record.
AUGACGACGAGGAACGAGGCGGGCUCGUCGGUGGUGCGGGUCUUGGCGCCGGAGACGUCGACGGAUCGUCGGGCCAAGGAGGAGGGCGAGGACGAGGACGAGGACGAGGACGAGGACGAGGACGAGAAGGGGCGAAGCAACAACCCGUUUGCGAACUUGACGGCGGCCUUCACGUCGUCGGCAGGGUCCGUCAGAGCGGUUUUUCCGCCCGAGUGGGCGGGCGUGGCGGAUGUGGACACGCAGGUCGGCGGCUUGAGGGUCGGCGGCCACGGCUUGGACGUCGUGAGCGAGGGGACGCAUGGGCCCGUCGGGAGGUGGGUGCAUGCGGUCAAAGGGGAGGCCGGAGACUCGGAUUUGGCCGUCUUGGUCUAUAGCAAGGUUGGGAGGGUAGAGUUUCUUGUCGCGGAGAAGUGA